AUGAAAUCCAACCGUGACCCAUUCAACCAUAGUGGCGAAGUGCUGGAUGUCAAUCUUUCCGCACUCGCUUCUCCUCCGGAACCGAUUUUCUCCGACUAUCUGGAGUUGGCUUCACUUGUGUUGAUGUUCAUCAUUGGGGCACCACUUAAUCUUGCCGCCUAUACUCAGGAUCCAGCCAAAACUGACAUACACAUAUCCAUAGCUGAUUACCCACAUUACUAUGAAUUUGAUUAUUUCUGUCCAUGUAGCUCGACGGAGGCAAUAGAUCAAGGGAAGCCAAAGAUAUUAGCCGAAAGACAAGUAACAAGUCGACUCGAUCUACUGAAACGAAACUUAAACUAUGCGGAUCUGCUGGUGAUUUUCGUCUACGUACCAUCCAGAGCAUGUUGGUUAUUGACAUAUGAUUGGCGAGGAGGUGAUCUACUUUGUCGAGUCGUAAAAAUGAUGCAUACGGUAGCGUUUCAGUCCUCUUCAAACGUCAUCGUAUGUAUAGCACUGGAUCGACUCUUUUCCGUAUUCUCAGCUACACGACACUCUCCUGACAAAGCUAAUCGACGCAUCCGAAUUAUGCUCUCGGCAGCAUGGAUAAUCGCCUUCAUGAUUGGCCUUCCUCAGUUAUUUGUAUGGAGGAGUUACGUACCAUUCGAACACCUCAACUGGAGCCAAUGUCUGCAGAUUUGGGAAAUUGCACGAAUAGAGAAUGCAACCAUUAGAGGUCGUCUAUUCGAUGCUGAAUCAUGGUACUCCAUAGCUCAUAUUGGAUUGGUUUUCUGGAUUCCAGCCCUGAUUGUAGUGAUGUGUUAUGUGAUCGUACUGACGUGGGUUUUCAUCAAUUCACGGCCGUCCAUCUCUAUAUCAGGAAAACGUACCGGAUCCCUUCAAACUGGUUGCGAGACGGUGGACACGAUGUUGACAAGAGCAUCAGAAUGGAAUCCUCUGAAAACGUUUUCAUUGACGAAAAUGAAGGAUAUGAAAGAAGAAAAGUGCACAGGACCUCCACGGAUAGUGGUCUCGGACGAGUCAUCCGUGCCACUAACGUCACGACCAUCGAUCGCUUCCAGUGAAGCGAGCGCUGUGAUCAGGACUAGUGUGCAUAACAGUCAAUCAUACCACGCAAGCGUCAACAGGUCAAGAGCAGUUCGAGUCUCGUUUUUGCUGGUUGUUGCAUACAUAAUUUGUUGGCUACCGUAUAAUUUACUGAGUUUGGUGCACCUAAUCGACUCACAGUUAUUCGCCAAUAGUUUUAACAAGUUGUACUUCCUGCACGAGUUCAUGGUUUUCAACUCAGUCGUAAAUCCAUACCUUUACGGCUUAUUCAGCCAUUCGGACAAGAUACGGAGAAGAAUUCACGAGUAA
Necator americanus (New World hookworm) is the source of this 1356-nucleotide messenger RNA. RefSeq lists its product as uncharacterized. Gene Ontology annotation, molecular function: G protein-coupled peptide receptor activity. The record is from RefSeq and is a predicted model, not a curated record. Gene Ontology annotation, biological process: neuropeptide signaling pathway. Lineage: Eukaryota; Metazoa; Nematoda; Chromadorea; Rhabditida; Ancylostomatidae. Gene Ontology annotation, cellular component: plasma membrane. The transcript has 12 exons. The coding region runs from base 1 to 1356 and encodes 451 amino acids.